Messenger RNA from Apis laboriosa (Himalayan honeybee), 1600 nucleotides. Its product is annotated as FAD-dependent oxidoreductase domain-containing protein 1. Gene Ontology annotation, cellular component: cytoplasm. Bases 126 to 1541 code for a protein of 471 amino acids. Lineage: Eukaryota; Metazoa; Arthropoda; Insecta; Hymenoptera; Apidae. Gene Ontology annotation, molecular function: oxidoreductase activity. The transcript has 7 exons. The record is from RefSeq and is a predicted model, not a curated record.
AAAGAAGAAAAACUUCUUUCAUCAAUGGAUAUUAAUACUUAAAUUUAAUUGUUGAACAAAUGUAAAAUAAAUGUAUAAAAUAUUUUGAGUGACAUUAUUCUUAAAAUUGAACAUCUCAUCAUUAUAUGAAGCAAUUUCCUGAUUUUUCGGAUACAUCUUCUGUAAUUACACAAAAAGAAAAAGAUUCUAAUACUACAAUAAUAAAAAAAUUAAAAAAUAAUUUGACAUUGAUAAAAGAUUCUCUUGUUGUAAGAGAUGUUGAUGAUAUAUUAGUAGAAUGGAUGGAUCGACCACCAAUACUUCCAGAAAAUUGUGAUGUUGUAAUAAUUGGAGGUGGAGUAAUAGGCAGUUCUAUAGCUUAUUGGUUGAAACAACGAAUUUAUACAAGUGAUUUUAAAGUUGUAGUUGUAGAAAAAGAUCCUAUGUAUACCACAGCAUCAACAGUUCUUUCUGCUGGAGGUUUACGUCAACAAUUUUCUUUGAAAGAAAAUAUUGAAAUGUCUCUUUUUGGUGCAGAAUUUAUACGCAAUGUUAAUGAAUACUUAGGCAUUGAUGGAGAACCUAAAAUUAAUACAUAUUUUCAUCCACAUGGAUAUUUAAUAUUAGCAUCUGAAAAAGGAGCUCAAACAUUGAUAAAAAAUUCUAAAUUACAAAAUUUUCUUGGAGCAAAAAAUAUCUUAUUAUCAUCUGCCAAAUUAAAAGAUAUAUUUCCUUGGUUAAAUAUAGAAGAUGUUGAAUUAGGUUGUUUAGGAUUAGAAAAAGAAGGAUGGUUUGAUCCAUGGGCUCUUCUUUCUGCUUUUAAAAAAAAAGCAUUAUUAUUGGGAGCAAAUUAUAUUUGUGGAGAAGCACAAGGAUUUAUCUAUAAAGAUGACAAAGAUGAAGAAAUAGAUAAAUUAAUUAUAAAAACUAAAGAAGGUGAAAUACAUAAUAUAAAAUUUUCAAUUGCUAUUGUGGCUGCUGGUGCCUUUAGUGGAAAAGUUGCAAAAAUGGCUAAACUUGGUACAGGAAAUGGAUUACUACAAAUAAGUUUACCUGUUGAACCAAGGAAAAGAUAUGUUUAUUGUUUUCACUGUCCUGAUGGACCAGGUUUAAAUACACCAUUAACAAUAGAUUAUUCUGGAACAUAUUUCAGAAGAGAAGGUCUAGCAGGUAGUUUCAUUUGUGGAAGAUCUCCAGAGGAAUCUGAAGAACCUACUAUUGAAGAUUUAAGUGUUGACUAUGAUUAUUUUGAUGAAAAAGUCUGGCCUAUACUUGCACAAAGAGUUCCAGUUUUUGAAAAAUUAAAGUUAAAAUCUUCUUGGGCAGGUUAUUAUGAAUACAAUACAUUUGAUCAAAAUGGAAUAAUUGGAAGACAUCCAUUUUAUCAAAAUUUACUUUUUGCGACUGGAUUUAGUGGACAUGGAAUUCAACAAGCACCUGCUGUAGGUAGAGCAGUUUCAGAAUUAAUUAUUGAUGGUGAAUACACAACAAUUGAUUUAUCAAAUCUUAGCUUUGAUAGAAUUAUUAAAUGUACACCCACAUAUGAAGCAAAUAUUAUUUGAAAUAUGCUUUUAAUUUUAGAAAAUUAAUUAUAUAAUAAUAAUUCUAAAUAUAAACAAUA